Olea europaea var. sylvestris is the source of this 2616-nucleotide messenger RNA. RefSeq names its product LRR receptor-like serine/threonine-protein kinase GSO1. The coding region runs from base 1 to 2616 and encodes 871 amino acids. Gene Ontology annotation, molecular function: protein binding. NCBI's taxonomy places the organism in Eukaryota, Viridiplantae, Streptophyta, Magnoliopsida, Lamiales, Oleaceae. The record is from RefSeq and is a predicted model, not a curated record. The transcript is spliced from 3 exons.
AUGGAGUUCGGAGAACUCGCUAGGAUUAUUCAAGAAGGAAUUACGACGGGCCUACUUCAGGGCAAUAAAGGGACGACAAGAUUCAGUCCCAAUACUCCAUUUACUCCCGAGAUAUUAACAUUCCCCUUGCCGGACAGAUUUAAGUAUCCUAGGAUCAAAGAGUAUGAUGGGACCACCGAUCCAAUCAAUCAUCUGAACAUAUACACGGACGUCAUGAAUUUACAGGUUGCACCAGAUCAGCUGAUGUGCAAGGCCUUCCCGCAAACCUUGAUGAAUGCCGCUAGGGAUUGUGCUUCUCGUGGAUACUCUUCACCAGCGAAAGGUGGUAGAAUCAGGUGCUUAGAGAGGGAGAGAGAAGCUCUUCUCAAGUUCAAAGAGGAGCUUGUUGAUGAAUAUGGCCUACUCUCUUCUUGGGGAACCCAUGAAGAUAAGAAGGAUUGUUGCACAUGGAAAGGUGUCUAUUGUCAAAACCACACUAAUCAUGUUAUUGAAUUGGAUCUUCUUGGUCCAUCAGACUACUAUGGAUAUUCUACUGCCCCUCUAAGAGGUAACAUCAGCCCAUGGUUGCUUGAAAUACGCCAUUUGAAUUAUUUAGACCUCAGUUAUAAUGAUUUCAAUGGUAGCCGAAUUCCAAAAUUCAUUGGCACCCUAAGCAGAUUACAAUACCUUGAUCUGUCCUUUUCUAAUUUAAGAGGUCACAUUCCACAUCACCUUGGCAACCUUUCGGAAUUGCAACGUCUUAGUGUCAGCGGUAAUUCCAUGUUAACAAGCCCAAAUCUUAAUUGGCUUUCUCCACUUCAUUCAUUGAGAUACCUUGACCUGAGUUAUGUUAACCUCACGUUUGCAACUGAUUGGUUACCAAUAAUCAGUAAACUAACUCGUCUCCAAGUGUUAUACCUGUCAUACUGUCACUUACCUCCGCUUGUUGAUCCAUUACCUUCAAUGGCCAAUGCUUCUAAUAUUCUUUCUGUUCUUCAUCUUGUCGGAAAUAAUCUCUCCUCUUCUUCGGUAUUCCCUUGGUUGUUUAACUUCAGCAGUAGUCUUAAUUACCUUCACAUCACCUGCAACAAUUUACAAGGUCCUAUUCCUAAUGCUAUUGGGAACAUAGCAUUACUUGAGGAACUGUAUCUAGAUGAAAAUCAACUUGAGGGUGGGAUUCCCUCAUCCUUUGGGAAUCUGAGUAGUUUAAUGUAUUUAAGUCUAUCUGAUAACCAACUUACAGGGACAAUAUCUGGUCUUUUAUCCUCUUCCUCGUUGAUAUACAUAGAUGUUAGCAACAAUAUUUUUAAUGGGACUCUGACAGAAAGAAUUGGAAGCCUCUCUGAGCUUGAGUAUUUGGAUCUUGGAACAAAUCGUUUUGAAGGUGUAAUCACAGAAGCCCAUUUCUUUGGAUCAGUACUGGACUUUUCAAAUAACAAAUUCCGGGGCUCAAUUACUGAUUUAUGCAGUAAAGCUAGUUCUUGGGAAUAUCUUGAUCUCUCCAAUAAUCUUUUGUCGGGGCAACUUCCAGAUUGUUUUGCAAAUCAGAUGAGCUUAAAAUUUCUUAAUUUGGCACAUAAUAAUUUUUCAGGUAAGAUUCCUUUGCCAAAUAACAUUUCUUCUUUACGUUUACAAAAUAACAGUUUUACCGGAGAAAUCCCAGCAUCACUGAGGAAUUGUACAUCUUUACAUUUUCUUGAUCUUUCGGAAAAUAAGUUGACUGGUGAAAUACCUACAUGGGUGGGAGAUCGUUUGUCAAAAUUGGUCCUUCUAAAUCUGCGUUCCAAUCGGUUCUUUGGUACCGUUCCUUUAAACUUGUGUUGUUUACCUCGUUUACAAGUCCUAGACAUCUCUUUGAACAAGAUUUCUGGUGCCAUACCGAAAUGCUUAAGCAACCUCAGUGCUAUGGUUCGGCAAGUGGAGUUUGAGUUGUAUACAUAUAUUCAAUCAUCGCAAUUUGUCCAAUUUGAGGAUGCAGAAGUGACAUGGAAAGGAAAGGAAAACGAGUACAUAAAGAGUCUUCAACUGGUAAAACUCAUUGAUCUUUCAAGCAAUAAUUUAGUUGGUGAAAUUCCUCCUGAAAUUACAAGUCUCGUGGGUCUGGUUGGUUUGAAUCUUUCAAGAAACAACCUAAGCAGACUCCUUCCUGUGAAGCUUGGACAGUUAAGGUCUUUGAAUUUUCUAGAUUUGUCAAGAAACCAUAUUUCUGGUGGUAUUCCUGUCGGCCUUUCUCAAUUGGAUGCGCUCGGAGUGUUGGAUUUGUCAUAUAACAAUUUGUCGGGCAAAAUUCCAUUCAUUGCUCAUUUACAAACUUUUGAAGCAUCAGCAUAUGUGGGAAAUUCAGGACUUUGUGGACCUCCACUUGCAAAACCAUGUCCAGGAGAUGAAAGCCCUCUAGACCCAAAGUUCAACGAAAACAAAAAAGGGAUAGAAAGUCCAGAAGAAGAGGACGAACUCAUAUCUCUAGGAUUUUACAUUGCUAUGACACUUGGAUUCAUUGUUGGAUUUUGGGGAGUAUUUGGGACUUUACAGCUCAACAAGUCGUGGAAGUCUGCAUUUUUCGGAUCAAUGGAGUGGUUGUACGUAUGGAUACUCAUCAAUAAAAAUCGUCUGCAAAAUUAUUUUGCAUUUUUGUAA